Molecule: messenger RNA, 498 nt
Organism: Phaedon cochleariae (mustard beetle)
Lineage: Eukaryota; Metazoa; Arthropoda; Insecta; Coleoptera; Chrysomelidae
Source: the annotation of a GenBank genome assembly
AUGGGCCAGAACACGAUCUUCGGCUGUUCUUCGGCCGGCCACAGCGGCAUCAAUCAACUAGGCGGUGUCUACGUGAACGGCCGGCCGUUACCGGACUCGACCCGCCAAAAAAUCGUCGAACUCGCGCACAGUGGUGCCAGACCGUGCGACAUUUCCAGGAUCCUCCAGGUCUCCAACGGCUGCGUGUCGAAGAUUCUCGGCAGGUAUUAUGAGACGGGGUCCAUCAAGCCGAGGGCGAUCGGUGGAUCGAAACCGAGAGUAGCCACCACUCCAGUGGUCAACAAGAUCGCUGAUUUCAAGAGGGAGUGCCCUUCUAUUUUCGCUUGGGAGAUCAGGGAUCGGUUGCUGUCGGAAGGAGUGUGCAACAACGACAAUAUCCCCAGUGACUGGUCUGACAUGCUGACGAUCGUGUGUGCUGUAGACAUUUUCAAUCUAUUAGCAGCAUUAGCUUGUAUUGCAGAAGUGGCAGAAGGCAGAAGGAAUUUCAAUAAGGGAUGA